AUAAUCUCUUCUCUCCCCAUUUAUUUUCUUAUCUUUUCCCUCCUAUUUAUGUUUGGUUGGAGAUGCCCUGAGCAUUACUCCUUUUACACACUCUGAUUUUCCAGAAUACAUACCAGAGAAACUGUACUUAUGGCUGGUGCUGUAUUUGAUUUUAUUUUUGAAAAGUUCAAGGAGCUAGUUUUCCAAGAAGUUAUAUUCCUCUGUCAAAUCAAGCCUGAGAUACAAAGAUACAUGGACCGGCUAGCAAACUUGAAAGCCUAUGCUGAGGAUUUGGGUAGGGGGAAACAAGAAAGGGCGUCAGCAAAGAUUUGGGUGAUUCAACUGAGGAAGAACUCAAUUGAACUUGAGGAUUUGCUGGAGGAGAUCAUGGUGGAUAUGGAGCUUCUUGAGCGCAAUACUCCUCCCUGCAAUUUCUGUGAAGUCAAGUCCCUCAUCGCCACCUUACAGAGCUUCGCUAAGAGGGUGAAGAUGCAGAUUUGCUUCCAUCUGCAGCUAAAAGCCAUCGACCAGAAGCUGCGUGAUCAUGAAGAACAAAAAUCAAAGUGCGACAUACAACUUAACACAAAUGUGGGAGAUAAUGAGUCAUUAGACUGGGACCGUGGAUAUUCACAGGGGUUUGAAGCAGUGGGGAUCGACAAUGAGGUCAAAGAUAUGACAGAUCUCAUUGUGAAUUGUAGAGAUUGUAGCAUGGUGAUUACGAUUUGGGGACUUGGCGGUUCAGGGAAGACUACCAUGGCGAAGCAAGUCUAUGAAAAAGUCAAGGAUGAUGGUGGGUUUGGCUGUUGUUCAUGGGCCGAUGUGAACCAUUCCUCAGAUAUUAAAUAUCUGUUGAAGACAAUAAUCAAUGGGCUGUACAAAAAUGAUAGAAAAGAGCCUCCUUCAGAGCUCGAGAAUGCAGAUAGAGAUGAGCUUGAACGACAGUACCUCAACUACUUAAAGGGGAAGAGGUAUGUUCUAUUUUUGGAUGAUGUUUGGGAUCAUAAUCUCUUGAAAAAACUCAAAAUUCAAGGCGGUCAUGCAUCUUCAAUUGUCAUCACUAGCCGUCACAGAGAGAUAGCUGAUGGAUCUUUCCUUGCGGGUGGGGUUAUACCUCAUUAUGUUGAGGUGAAGCCAUUAGAAUUUGAUUUGGCAUGUAGUCUCUUUUGCAGAGCUGCUUUUCUGGUUAGAGCCAGUACAUCUGCUGGAGGUGGAACCCCUGCUGCCUGGCCUAAUAACACGAUUAAAGAGCACGGUGAAGAAUUGGUUAGGAAAUGCGAUGGUUUGCCUAUUGCCAUCCUAGCUGUUGGUAGGUUGAUGUCUAGAAAGGGCGAUCAUCCAAAAGAAUGGAGGGACGCUCUCAAGAAUCUGGACACAGAAUGUGAAAGCAGUCUAAGUUCUAUCAAUAGAGCCCUACUGUUGAGCUAUGAUGAACUGCCGAAUCACCUCAAGUAUUGUUUCUUAUACUGUGCGAUUUUCCCCAAAACUUAUUACCUCCCUGCCAAAAGCAUGAUCCACAUGUGCGUUGCGGAGGGCUUUGUCAUUGAGAAGGAUCUUCGUGGAAGAACACUAGAGGACAUAGCAAGGGAUUACUUCCAUCAGCUCAGAAACAGAAGCCUGUUGCAGAUUGUUCCCGAUGAAAUUGAUGAUGACUUUGAUAGAAUUGAAAUGCAUGACCUUUUCCGUGAUUUGGCUUGUUUAAUGUUUGGCAGGGAAAUGUUUGCUGAAAUCUUGGAUCAGAAUAGCAUUCGUGAUCCGAAGCAAAGGCGUUUGGUAAGCGUGGACAAUGUGGCGCCGCCUAUAGUUGAACUUGUCAAUUGCGAAAAUGUUAAGCUACGCACACUCAUCAUCGGUGGAGUGUCUAAUUUCAAUCCUCCGUUCCCUCAGCUGCUCCCAAUCAUUAAGUUAUUGAGGGUUUUGGUGUUAGAAGGUUUGUCUGAUAGUGUGGAGAGUCUACCUAAUGAGGUUGGGGAUCUAAUUAAUCUUAGGUACAUCAGUUUGCGAAGAACAGGGAUCCGUCAGCUCCCUGAUUCCUUGGGAAGAUUGCACAAUCUACAGACAUUGGAUGUAGAAGAUAAUCCACAUUUGAAGCGUUUGCCUGAAUGCGUGUCAGAGCUUACGAAGCUGAGACACAUCUUUGGAACAGAAUUAAAAGUGCCAGAUAAAGUUUUCACAUUUUCUCAACUUCAAACAUUAUAUGGCAUAGAUGUUACUCCCAUUCAAGCAACAGAAUUAGUAAACAUCAGUGAACAACUCACUAAGUUGAAAGUUGAGUUUACGAAAGCGGAAUGCUGGAGUGAUAUUCGUGCUUCUACACAACAAAUGGGAAAGCUUAAGUCUCUAAUGAUUUGGGCGAUGUGCACGGCUGAUGAUGAGAUAUUGCAAUUCGGUAAUUUCUCCCCACCUUCUCAGCUAGAGAAACUGGAGCUUUUUGGGUUUGUUGUAUCUGCAAGGUUUACUAGUAUUGGUGAUGCUGCAUACCUUCGCUCAAUCAACUUAGAAGUAUGUUUUGUAAACAUGGAUUUCUUCAAUUGUUUGGGGGAACUGCCAGUCCUGGAGUUCCUCUCCCUCGGCAGGUAUGUUGAAGACACGUUAAUUUGCAGUGAUAGAAGCUUUCCGAGACUCAAGAAGCUGUGGAUAUCUUUCAGAAUUAGAAAGUGCCAUAUAGGAGACGGAGCUAUGCAACAUCUUGAGUCACUAACUUUGAGUGGAUGUCAAAAUCUAAAAGUGCUUCCAGAAGGGCUGGGUGAACUCAUUGAUUUGAAAUACUUGUGUAUAGGAGACCCGACUCAAGAACUUAUUGGAAGGAUGAGUGAGGGAGGACCAGAUCAUUGGAAGGUUGAGCAUAUACCAAGAAUUACUUUUGAAAAGCAUUAUCAUUCCAGGGGUUAUGGAGAAUGAGAUGGAUGAAGGCUUCUCAUGAACAGUGAAGAGCCCGGCUUCUUAGUUCCAAGUUAAAAAAAAAUUAAUUUGUUUCUAUAUAUGUUUGUUUCAGUUUAAUUAGGUUUUGAUUUGUUCUUCCAUGUCAUUUGUUUUUGUUCUUUCUUCGUACAUUAUUGCAGGUUGAUCUUGUGAUUGUUUUGGACUUUAAUUUGGUGGUUGUUGAUCAAUUUGAAUAAUCAAUUUUCAUCUUUUU
Messenger RNA from Ipomoea nil (Japanese morning glory), 3112 nucleotides. RefSeq names its product putative disease resistance protein At1g50180. Bases 130 to 2877 code for a protein of 915 amino acids. NCBI's taxonomy places the organism in Eukaryota, Viridiplantae, Streptophyta, Magnoliopsida, Solanales, Convolvulaceae. The transcript has 2 exons. Gene Ontology annotation, molecular function: ADP binding. Gene Ontology annotation, biological process: defense response to other organism. The record is from RefSeq and is a predicted model, not a curated record.